AUGUUCACUAACAUAGCUCUGCGGGCGGUCCUGAAAUCCCCCGCCGGUGUUUUGCGGGAGUUUUGCUCUGCUGCGUUGUUGCCGUUCCCUCUGUGUUUUGUUUGCUCACUCUUGCUUUAUUUUGCUAACAGCAGCAUCAAGAGGUGGACGUCAGAUUCAACACAGUACACACAUCCUUCCUUCGACAGUGACGAGCCAAAUCCAGUAUACCUGUCUCACCUCAGUUUCCUUGACAUCCCAAAGAAACUAAGCAGAGAAGAGGACGAUCUUUGGAUAAACCAUGCAGGGGACACCAGCGACCUGGGAGAGUCCAUUUGUGGAUCGUCAUUAAUUCCUGGAUACUCUGGUUCAAACAGUGACUCAGUUCCAUACGCCACUGUGAUCUUCUCUGGUCCAUGCAGCAGUCCUUCACCCACAGAGCCUCACGUCUACCUGCGCUCCGAGUCCACGCAGCCGCUCCUGGAGACUGACGAGUCUUGCAGUCCAAAGUGCUACCAGAAUAUGGCUGCAACUGCAACUGAGCCGUGUUUCUUCGGAUCAGACCAUGAUUGCGUAGUUGAAGAAGGAGCAGACCCUGCAGCCAUUAUCUGGGAUGACUUUCCUUUCCUACGAGCAUUAGCCAUGAAUGAUAUGCAAAAUGACUGAAAGUGCUUUCCUGAUUCGAAGAAGAUCUGCUUUUACAAGAUUCAUGUCAAUCAGAGUUUGUGUACUGAGACGAUUGGGAUUCAUUGAUCAAGCACAGCUGUAAAUACAGUAUAUACUAGAUUUAAGGCUUCAUUUGAUGAUUGAUGUCACCUCUUUUGAAAAUGUUUGUCUAAAAAUAAAUGGAUAUAUUGCUGUAGUUAUAGUACUGUGGGUUAUACAGUAUGAAACUGUGAAAGUAAACUGUAUUGCUGUUUCGGUGCCUCCUGUUUUUAAAUAUGCUAUCAUUGUUUUUGGACCCUCACUCCUUUUAAUUGUUCAUGCAAAAUAUGAGAUAUUAUGGCAAUUUGGUGUUGUAUACUUUCCAUAAUGACAUGAUAUACACUGACUUUAAAUCAGUUAAAAAGGGCUUGUAGUUGUGCUAGAGGAACAGGACACUCCUCUAUAUCAAUUUGUAAUCCUUCUUAUAUUUCAUAUGAAUAUUUUUGCUUGACUUCCUCUUUUUCCUAUAACUAAAUGAAUUUACAUAUAUAAGAAAAAGGAUGAUUUUUGUCACUUCCAAAUGAUUCCAAACUAAUGCCAAAUGAUAUCAUGACUGUGAAGGAACGGGAAGCAGCUCUGUGGUUUGAUUUCAGUACAUUUUAUGUUUGAUGUGUCUUUGUAUUUUGUACGAAUAUGAAUAUUAAAACUCAGACAAUGGCAUAUUGUAUGAGGCCCAGAUA
Molecule: messenger RNA, 1364 nt
Organism: Solea senegalensis (Senegalese sole)
Lineage: Eukaryota; Metazoa; Chordata; Actinopteri; Pleuronectiformes; Soleidae
Exons: 3
Coding region: 1-645 (214 amino acids)
Source: RefSeq, a predicted model, not a curated record